Eruca vesicaria subsp. sativa (arugula) is the source of this 1866-nucleotide messenger RNA. The record is from the annotation of a GenBank genome assembly. Lineage: Eukaryota; Viridiplantae; Streptophyta; Magnoliopsida; Brassicales; Brassicaceae.
AUGGAAAGAGUAGAGUUGCCACAACUUCACCAGCAUCCAUUGAUACCUUUCAAUCGCUUUGCUUUUAGUGCGUGCAAGGUGUGCGGCCAUUUAUUUAGCGAAUAUAAUCUUAGCAUUCAGGGAGGGUACCGUUGCAAUGAGCUGGGUUGUGAAGAUGCUGUGUUCCACAAAGAGUGUUUCAAGCCCUUAAAAGAGAUCAACCACUCUUUCCAUCCUGACCAUCCUCUCAAACUGAUCAUCCCUACCUUUCCCUUACAAGAUUCCCAACUCCAUACAUGUUUCUGUGGAAACAGUUUCAAAGUUGGUUAUUGUUGUUCAGUUUGUGAUUUCCAGUUGGAUUUGGAGUGUGCGACGAGACCAGAACCACUUGUUCUUCCUGCAAAUUCAUACGGACAUGAGCAUCCCCUCAAACUCGUCUGUGAUUCUUACGAUAAGGAGCCGAGUUUAGAAUUUUGCAAAGCAUGUGUGAAAUAUGUAGUACACCAGACAAUUCCUUAUUAUAGAUGUCAAGACUGUGAUUUCGUCAUCCAUGUUGAUUGUCUUGAUUUGUUUCCAGAAGCAAAUCAUAUUUUCCAUCCCCAACACCCACUCAAGUCAUUUAGAGGUCAAAUCCCUGAUUAUGCAGACAAAAUUUGUCUUCUUUGCCAGAGCAAGUUCGAUCAAGAACAACAUACCCAACUUCACCACUGUGAUGUUUGUAACUUCAGCAUAUGCAGAGAAUGUAUAAGGAACCCACCACCUAUUGAUGUUGAAUGCCUGAAGACACAUGAACAUCGACUUCAUCUUGUUCCAAGACGUAUUGAAUUCACUUGCGAUGCUUGUGGGACGACUGGUGACCGAAGUCCUUAUUUCUGUCUUCAGUGCAAUUUCAUGAUCCAUCGAGAAUGCAUCGAUCUACCACGCCUCAUAUACAUCAACCGCCAUGAUCACCGUAUCUCUUACAUCCCUCGCCUUGGACAUGGAGAGUGGAAAUGCAGAGUUUGUCGUAAGAAAGUGGAUGGAUUCUAUGGAGCUUACACUUGUGCCAAAUGUCCUAGUUUUGUUGUUCAUGCAAGAUGUGCAACAGACAAAAAAGUAUGGGACAUGGUUGAACGAGAAGGGACAACAGAAGAAGAGGAAAUUGCACCUUACGAGGUGAUCAGUGAUAACACGAUAAAGCAUUUCAGCCAUGAUCAUAACUUACAUCUCAACAAGGAUGAGAUCAUUCUAUCUGAAAGCACACUGUGUAUGGCAUGCAUCUUCCAGAUUGGUGAAGAACCGUUCUACAUUUGCAAGCAGCAGCAAUGCGAUUUCAUUCUCCACGAAAAAUGUGCAAACCUUCCACGGAAACAGCGUCAUGCGUGCAGCAACCUGCCAUUCACACUGCGCACAGAUUCUCACUUCAAAUUUAAGUGUAUGCUUUGUGAUCAGUACUCCACCGGUUUCUGGCAUGAAUCUGGACCUUAUGUGACUAUAGAUGUACGAUGUGCCUUGAUUUCAGAUUCACUUGACCAUGUAAGCCAUCCACAUCCUUUAUACUACUACCGUACAGUCAAAUGUUGUUGUAGUAGAUGUGAGGAAGGGGGAUACUUUUGCUUUCGUUGUGAUGAGUGUGAUGACUAUAUGUUGAACGGCAAGUGUGCUCUUUUACCUGAGAAGGUAAUGAAAAAUAGAUACGAUGAUCAUCCUCUCUUCUUGUCAUAUGUUGACAUGAAUGUGGAUGAAAAAUAUUGGUGUGAGUCAUGUGAAACAAAAGUGAAUCCAAAAGGAAGGGACGGUUACAUGACAAGCUCCAAUUACGAAGUGGUGUCCAACAACUCUAUUUGUAGACCAGUUUGCUAUGGGUGCAACUCUCGAUGCAAACUCCCUUCGGUUCUUAAGAGCUGA